GUGUACACUCCGGGCUCGCAGGUGAAAGCGGCCACAGCAUUGACGAGCCCUUCCGACGGAGUCAAUAUGGAGGCGGACGUACUGAACGCGCUCAAUACGCAAACAGCGUACAUGCCGGGUGGACGGGAUCGGGAUGGACAUCCGCUAGUCGUGAUACCGGUGCCGUUUUACGACAAUCUGCCGUGGAUGAAGGGAUUUCUUGAGACGACGAUUAAGUAUCUGCUGGCCAGCUUAAGCCCCGAAACGGUCAGCAGUGGACUGGCGAUAAUUCUCGACGCUCAAAAGUGUUCUUGGCGCUCCACUCGCCAGUACAUACGGCACGUCCAGCAGCUGUUGAGCGAGCAGAUGAACAGCUUUCUCGUAAUACGUCCGGACGCCUUCUGGGACAAGAACCGGGUGGAAAACUGUGCCCGACAACAUCGGAAGGGUGAGCCAACCAUCAUCUCAAAGUCUCGGUUGGUGAAGUACUUCGACACGAGUGAGCUACCGGAGGAACUUGGCGGCAUCAUCGCGUACAAUCACGAGCAGUGGAUACAGUCCCGUGAGCGUAUCGAAGAAUUUCGAAAAUCCUACGACAAAGCUAUGGGCGACCUAGAAAACCUGCACCUCAUCCUGCUGGACAACCGGACCGUGCGGGCAAGCGAAUCGACGGCGGCCCUCAAAUCUUGCCAGCAGCUUAACGUGGAUGUGCAAAAAUUUCUCUCCCUCGUGAUGGACGGCGGCAAAAAGCUGCUGGCCCACUUAAGUGAUCUCCAUAGUGCGAAGUCAGCAGUACCGCAGGACCUAACCGAUGGGAAGACACAGAUCGAACGGUUGCUGAACACACUCGAUCGCAAGCAAACCGCCACCAACCAGGCCUGGACGGAGCUUGAGCGGACGGUGGAAGUGUUGCAGGAGUUGGCCACACUGGAGGAAGGCGUGUCACACGUGACCAGUUGGAUACUUACUACGGCUGAAUCGAUGCUUAAUGCGCAGCUCCGGGUCGGUCACGAUGUUAGUACGGCCGAUCAGCUUCGCCUGGAGCAUGAGAUUCUGGAGCUACAGUGUUGGCAGACAUAUGGCUGUUAUGCGGAGCUGCUGCACAAGAUUGAUCACUUUCCCCGUCGCAAGGACACAGCGGCGUACCGUGAUUUACAGUCGCAGCGUGAGUGGAUGGACUUUGUGUGUCGCAGCUUUGCGCAGCGAUUGGAACGGCGAAGGAACGUGCUGAUAACGUCGCUACGGUUCUUCCGUUUGGUGGCUGAGUAUUUCGAUCGCACGAGUGAGGUUUUUCAAUCGCUGAUUAUGGGGGAGCGUGUCGAGGAUUAUGCUCUUGCUAGUGCUAAUCUGCAGAAGCUUAACGAAAACCAACGAAUGCUUGAAAUGAUGGAAAAAGAGAUCAUUAAGGAGGGCGAAAAACUGAGCGACGUUCUGCUGAUGCCGGUAAAGGAUGCUGUUGGGCGAGACAUUGAUGUGGACUAUAGCGAGGAUAUCAGCAAUGUGAGAGACAUCCUCGAUGCGACUCGCUCCCGGUCGCGCAUCUUCGCCGACAGUGUCGAGCUGCAAAAGCUUACCCUGGACCAGAUCACGCAUAUCUUCAAGUACGAACAGGACGCUCGUACCGCCGUCAAGUGGAUGGGUGAUCUGCAUCAGGUGAUGCUACGAUCGCACGCACACGUGGGUGCUAGUGUGCGUGAGAUUCAAUCGCAGAAAGAUGAACAUCAAACACUUCAGGAGACGGCCAAGGGCACGUACAACUACGGCUGUCAGCUGCUGAACGCUUCGCUCGCCCUGCGCCAAUCGUGCAAGCUGGAAACGUCGCAAAACAUCGCCAUGACCAAAUCGUUGCAGCGCACCUGGCGAUCGUUCCAGGCCGUCGCACAGGAACAGAUGACGCGACUGCGCGUAUCGGCCGUCUUUCACCGGAGCGUCGAAGAGCAGUGCGUGAAGUUGCGUGAGCUGCACGAGUGCGUGCUGCGGAUUGGGGAGAUCACCGAGCAGGGCAGACGCCGGGUACGGCUGCGCAAGUACCUAGCCACGCGCGAGCGUCUUCUGCUCGAGGUGGGUCGGAUGGUGCGACUCGGACGACUGCUCAAGACGAGACUGAGGGAACCAUUUCUCCUGGACGACCGGCUCGAUGCGAUGGCCAGCCCGGAGAACAUCAUUACCGAAAGUGAUAACAUAAUGGCGUGUGAAGCGAUCUCGACCCGUCUCGCGGAGGUUGCCCAGGUGGCUGAAGCGCUAGACAGUGUGCUAAGCGAUGUGCAGGGUGGAUUUGACGACGAGGUGGAAGAGCUGACCAGUGCGGAUGCACCGGACGCGGCCAGCAAACGCAACGACAGUGGAAAUCAAAGUGAUGAUUGGAGCUCAAGUGUAAAGUCAACCGAUGAUGGAUCGUUUGUGACGGCCGGAUCGGAUUGUAUCUGUACGCCACAGUCAAGGUCCUCGUCCUACCAUACCGCUUCGGAGUGUCGUGCCUCACCGUGGUGGGGUGUAGAAUCGAUUGAGCGGCAAAGCUCGUUGGAAAACGAUUCGGCGGAGGAUCCCGAUCCGGAAGCAUUCCCAUCGAUCAAGUUACUUUCGGGUGUGGUGAUGACUUCGAGCGCGAACCUGUCGUUCGAUGAGUCGGAGCACAGCUUCCCUACUCCGGGCAUUUCGCACGGUUCGGCUAGUGUUGAUUCCCAUCCCGACUCAGACGACACGGUACCGACGGUUUGUUCUCAGCCUAGUCCGAUUGCAACUAGCUCGGCCUCAAGCUCCGCACUGAACUCCAUCAAUCGACGGGAGAAUCUGGCCCUUUCGCUGACACCAGAAGAACUGGAGCAGAUUGAAAAUGACAUCCGCAACAAUAACCUGUUGGCGUCGGUAGGCAGCGUGGAUAUAGUGGGGAAGGAGCUCCAGAGCACUCAGGUGACACCGACCAGCGAGGACAGCGGGAAUGUGAGUACCAGUAGCGUUAAGCUGGAAGCAGACGAUUCUACCCGUUUCGAGCCGGUUAAGGGCCCGACAGACAUUUCUGGGUUAACGUACUACUAUCAGAACAUCAUCACCAAGCAUACGGUGAAGAGUUGUCUCUGAAGAAGGAAACCGAUCGUCUAUUGUUUGAUGUUAAAAGCCAUUCCAUAACUUGCCGGUAUUGCAACAAUUGCAGCUUGCCAGAGACAACCAAGAAUUAGUUAGGUUGGUUAGGUUUUUAU
Molecule: messenger RNA, 3176 nt
Organism: Anopheles maculipalpis
Lineage: Eukaryota; Metazoa; Arthropoda; Insecta; Diptera; Culicidae
Product: SEC14 domain and spectrin repeat-containing protein 1-B
Exons: 8
Coding region: 67-3057 (996 amino acids)
Source: RefSeq, a predicted model, not a curated record